AUGGCUCAGCGACUUACCCGCGAGUCGUUCCCGCAGUGGAUUCACGGCCUCGAUGCGUUCCUUUUCGACUGCGAUGGAGUUUUGUGGCGUGGAAAUGCUCCGAUUGACGGUGCGGCGACUAUGAUUCGACUUUUGCGACAGCUCCAGAAGCGCAUCGUCUUUGUAACCAACAAUGCCACGAACAGUCGAGCGACUUACGUGAAAAAACUCGCAUCGCAGGGCAUUCCUGCUGUCGAGGCCGAUAUUGUCACUUCUGCAUGGGCUACCGUGCAGUACAUGAAGCAACGCAAGAUCGAAGGCAAGGUCUACGUGGUGGGUGAGGCGGGUCUCCAGACGGAGCUCGAGAUGGGAGGGUAUCAGGUCAGCGGCAUGGAGCACAGCGACAUCAAGGGGCUUCCGCACGUGCCGGAUAUCGACAUGGAAACAAAAGCUGUUGUCUGUGGACUCGACCGGUACCUUUCGUACUACAAGAUGGCGCAUGCUACAGCGUGUGUUCGUCAGAUUCCGGGCUGCCACUUCAUUGCCACCAACCCGGACUCGACGUACCCAACGGAUGGCGCCGUUGUUCCUGGCGGUGGCUCUCUGGUCCACAUGCUGGAGUGCGCUAUUGGCCAUCCUCCUGAGGCAGUGUGUGGCAAACCGUCGCAGGACCUGCUCCAGACCAUCGUUGCCACUUACAAGCUGGAUCCUUCACGCACGUGCAUGGUGGGUGACCGUCUUUCGACGGACAUUGAGUUUGGCAACGCCGGUGGUCUGCACACGCUAUUGGUGCUGACUGGCAUCACGCACGAAUCUGAACUAGGCAGCAUUGCGAAUGCUGUCCACGUGCCUGAUCACUACGUCGACUCCGUGGACGUGAUCAACCAGCUCCACACUGAAACGAGCAUGUAG
This is a messenger RNA of Hyaloperonospora brassicae, 891 nucleotides long. Lineage: Eukaryota; Oomycota; Peronosporomycetes; Peronosporales; Peronosporaceae. The record is from the annotation of a GenBank genome assembly.